Vicia faba (fava bean) is the source of this 1797-nucleotide messenger RNA. NCBI's taxonomy places the organism in Eukaryota, Viridiplantae, Streptophyta, Magnoliopsida, Fabales, Fabaceae. The record is from the annotation of a GenBank genome assembly.
AUGAUUCUGCUUAGAGUAUUACGUUUGUUUAUAUUCUGUUUGGUUUUAUCAACACUUUGUUCCAUUACCAAAUGUGGAAGUUCAGAUGUAACUCUGAAAUUCUUGAAAGCACCUCAUGCAUUUUCUCACUUGAAUUCAGCAACAUUUGCUUUUGAAGUUCUUAAUUCUGGUAGUAACCGUACUUGCUCAAAUUGCAGCCUCAGUUGUAAGCUUGAUGAUUGGGUCGCGUCAGUUUGCACGAACGGGAGAGUUACAUACUCAAGCUUGCAAGAUGGAAAUCAUGGUUUUGAAGUCUGCACCAAUGGAAAUCAUAGUUUUGUGGGCUGUGCUAGCUACAACUGGACUGUUGACACAAUUCCACCAACAGCAUAUGUUACAGCCUCAACAACUUUCACAAGUUCUUCAAAUGUUUCGGUAAAUAUAUCUUUCACCGAACCGUGUAUAGGUGAAGGUUUUGGAUGCAAGUCUGUGAAUGCCUGCAAUCUUCUUGUCUAUGGUGCUGGCCAGGUUGUACCAUCUUCCUUUAGAGUUCUGAAGCCAAACCUCAUGUAUUCUCUUCUUGUUAGUUUAUCUCCUACCGUUCAAUACGGCCGAGCAAUCCUGGUAAUGGAUAGGAGUUUCUGUACUGACAUAGCUGGUAACAGCUUUACAAGAAUGGCAAAUUCGAGUGUUCAUCUACAUAUUGACAGAAGAAAGGUUUAUGUCAACAUCAGGACUCGUGUACCUGAAAAGCUACUUCGAAUUAACAGUGAAACUAGAACAAUUCAGGCAACUAAUGACCUUAACAAGCUAAAGGUGUAUUUGUACUUCUCGUCUCCAAUUGUAAAUUCAUCUAUGGAAGUUAUGAGUUCUCUCAACAUUAGUCGUGGUUCACUCGUUCCAACUAGUGCAGAAAAUCUUGGAAAUCGUAGAUUCGGAUUCAUGAUUGCUAAUAUCUCCUCCACUGCUAUAGUCUCGGUUGAAUUCAAUUUGAAAUCUAUAAUAACCAGACAAGGGACUCAUGUUUCUCCAACUGCGCCGGUUAAUUUUCUCUAUGAUUCUAAGAGGCCUGCGGUGAUGUUAAGUACACAUAGAAUGAGGACAAAAGAUCACAAUAUACAAAUAUUAAUCGAAUUUUCAAAGCCUGUUUUUGGAUUCAAUAACUCCCGCGUAUCAAUUUCAGGAGGUUUAUUAAAAAGCUUUCACAAACUUAGAUGGAGCACAUACAUUCUUGAGCUACAAGCGGAUGAUGAUUUGGUAUUCGUCAGUGUUCCCGAGAACGUAACUCGUGAUGUUUCCGGAAACAAAAAUCUAGCUUCCAAUGUUCUACAAGUGAGGCACUACUCAGUACCUCUUAUUUCUUCUGUGAUUUCUGCAUUUACAACUGCUACUUUUGCGCUGACAUCGAUUGUUGCUGGCCUGCUUACUAUCUCAACUACAAGUCUUCAAUCAAGUGAUAUAACUUUAGCAAGAUUAUCGCGUGCAGGUCACCCCCCAAAGCUUGAAAGAUUCUCUCAUUACGUAGCUAGGCAAAUGGGGUUCAAGGAUAGGAGAAUCGGUCCUGAUAUAUGUAGAUUGGCUUCUGAAUACAUAAGCAAAUAUGAAGGGUUUGAAGAUGAUAUAUAUUCCUAUUUUGAGAAUGAACCAGAUGCUGAUUCACUUUAUGUCAAACCUUUCUGGGCAGGAGCAUCAGGAAAUGCCGUAGUCAUUGAAGCAGAUGCCUUCAAAGAAUCAGAUGUCACUGUUUCAGAGGCUGUGGAAGCUGCAAAAGACCUCUUUGCACGAAAUUCAAUCAAUUUCUAUAAGAUUAUCAGUUAA